Messenger RNA from Vollenhovia emeryi, 1645 nucleotides. RefSeq lists its product as uncharacterized. Bases 1 to 1338 code for a protein of 445 amino acids. The record is from RefSeq and is a predicted model, not a curated record. NCBI's taxonomy places the organism in Eukaryota, Metazoa, Arthropoda, Insecta, Hymenoptera, Formicidae. The transcript has 5 exons.
AUGCUCGGUUUAUAUACAAUCGGUGAUUUAAUCUUACCUAACAGCGUCACCCCACCAGUGGUGAACACUGGUUCGGCUAAUAUUCGUACAACUGAUCGUUCGAUUUUUAUGAAAGUGUCCAGCGCGCACAAAGAGAUUUUCGAUAGCUAUAAUCAUCGUUCAUCUCCGCACGUUCACCCUUCCAGGACUAAAUCUCUCGUCUGUUCGCCUUUUCAGGUCGUCCUCUCGUGCCUCUCGCUGUCGACGCUGGCCCUGCCUGCGUACGGGCCCCAUCAGCAGGUGUAUCAGGUGGCGCACGGAUAUUAUCACGGGCCACCAGCCCCGCUGGGCCACGACGGCCAAGUGGUCGACACGCCGGAAGUGGCCCACGCCAAGAAGGCGCAUUUGUCGGCGCACGCCGAGGAGGCCGCCAAAACGGCGCACUACGGCGGCGGAUUUCCCGCGGACGGAAGUUACGGCGGCGAAUACUCGGACGGGGGUUUCAAAGGCCACGCCGGGGGCUACGCCGAGGGUUACGCCGGAUACCACGGCGUGUACCACGGCCCGUCGGCACCGCUCGGUCACGAUGGACAAGUGGUGGACACGCCGGAAGUGAAACAUGCCAAGGCCGCGCAUCUCGCCGCUCAUCACGCGGAGUUGGCCAAAGUCGCUCAUCUGUCGUACGCGAAACCCUACGCGUACGGCCCAUGUGCAAAGAAUUGUCGCGGUUCUGCGGUGAAAGACUGGCGACGUGCCGAGCUCAAUCACGGCUCAGGAGCACGAGUUCGGAUGUCGAUCGUGCGAAUCGAUCACUCACGAUCGACUGCCACUCCGUCAAGCUCGACUAAACGCCUAAACACGUCGCGCAAAGCCAAUGGGAUGAUUUCAUUGUUAUCGCAGAUCCUCUUCUUCGCGAUGUCGAGCGCUAUUCUGGCGGCUCCACAGUGGUACGGGCCCCAUGGCUCCCCGGCACCGUUGGGCCCCGACGGUCGCGUGGUAGACACACCGGAAGUCGCGCAAUUGAAGGCUGCUCAUCUGAGCGCUCUGGCAGAAGCUAACGCACGCGCACCGAAGGGACCGGGGUCGAUCGGCGCUUACGCCGGGCCCGGCGGAUACGCUGCCAGAAACUACAUUGCGCAUUACAGCGGACCACCGGCCCCGCUGGGCCCGGACGGCCGCGUGGUCGACACGCCCGAGGUUCAGCAAGCCAAGGCCGUACAUUUCUCUCUCUACAAUGCGGAAGCGCGGCGCGUGCCGGUCGGUCCAGCCGAUCCAGUUGCCGUUGGCGCCUACGAUCCAUCCUGGAACAAUGGCGUCUACAAUCCCGCUUGGGACGGCCCGGCCAGCAGCUACUAUUAAUUCGACUCCGAGGAAAUCGGAUCAGGACCAUCCCGGACCGAUCGCGCGAUCGGUCGCGCCGGACUCGUGAUCCUCGACGUGAUCCUCCCCACCUACCUCAAGAAUUGGAAGACUAAGAUAGAUGUUACUAACUACCUCUCCCCCGAGAUCAGAUCGAACAAACGAUUCCCCCUCGCCGACCCUCCAGUCACAUCUCCCAAUGGUUCUACCCGCGUCUACAUAUUCAGCACCGCGCUUCGUGCAUCUCCUAUUUGUCGCGCGCGCGAGUAUGGCACUUGUACUUUCGGUGUAUGUGAUGGAAAAAAUA